AACAUUAAUAAUAAUCAACUGAAAGAAAAUCAGUAAAGCAAAAAAUGUAUUUUCGUACUUAUUUUUAUUGACUUUGUUUUAAAAAAUAUACCUCUUUUACUUUUAUUGUGACAUUUCUUUUUAAAUGUCCCAAAACGAUGUUUCAGAUUCUUGCCUCAUGCACCGGUAAAUUAAAUAUAAUUAUAUAAGCCGUGGCCUAUUGAACCACGAAAGUUAAGGCUAACUGCUCUCAACUAUUUAAAAUUUUUGUCAAAAUUAGACUUCUUAAGAAACGUCGACACGUAUUUUUUAAAUUAGAUAAAUAUACAAUUUGGCCUUGUCUUUGUGUUUGUUUGCCAAAGAAGACCGUGUCUCGUGAAGUGCGAAGUAAAAACCAAAGUUUAACCACUUGACGAAGAAAAAUAUGUUAAUCUUAAGAACGACCUUAUUGGCACUUCUUCUGUAUUCUCACCAGUCAGAAGUUAAAUGUCAGCUUCAUCAUUUGUCUGAAGAUAAGAAACCCGAGUGUAACUGUGAAAGCGACGAACGUUCUUUAGUGUGUGGAACCGACGGACGCACCUAUCAAUCUCCUUGUGAGAUAGAGCGCGCUAGAUGUGAGGGAUACCCAGUGAAAGUUAAGAACGAAGGAGAGUGUGUGGCAGAUUCGCCCAACUGCUUUGAUGUUCGAGAGUUAGCUAUAACCCAAGCUUCAAAAGGUAACCGCAGGGUGAUUAUUCCUCAGUGUAAAGAAGACGGUUCUUAUUUGGAAGUCCAAUGUCAUCGAACCACUGGUUAUUGUUGGUGUGUUGACGACAAUGGAAAACACAUACAGGGCACUUCCGUCAGAAACAGGCAGCUUCGCUGUAACCAAUCAGGUAAACGGAUCAAUAGGCGUGGAUCUUCAAUACAAAGACCAAGAAAAGGUUGCAGCAGCACUGACAAAACAACGUUUAAUAAUAACCUGGUGAAAAUCUUCAAGUCUGAAUACGAACUGUUACAGAACCCGCCUGACUUUGGGCUACCCGCAAACCAAGAGACCCAAAGGGUCAUUAGGUGGAAGUUUGACCAACUGGAUACAGACAAAGAUAAUGUGCUGAGAAGGAGAGAAGUUCGAGGUCUUCGUAGGAUGGCGAAGAAAACCAUAGAACCGCAUCAUUGUGCCAAAAAAUUUGUCAGACAUUGUGAUUUUGACAACGAUAAAAAAAUUUCUCAAGCAGAAUGGUCAAAAUGUCUCCUGACGGACAUAAGUAUCUUUCUUCGCAUUUUUAUGUCAUUAAACUCGGAGGAGAACCCCAUGGGUGCAUCGACAGAGAGGAAACCGCCACCCACAGGUGACGCUAUUCAACUGCGGGGGAGACCAUUUCCUCAGCCUCGACCAACGCCGAGGAAGACUAUAUUAAUAAAAGAAAGUGAUGAAGAUGUCUUGGAAGAGUGUCAAGUGGUGAGAGAAAAAGCGCUCGAGACUCAGAGAAUGUCCCCUCAGAGCGGUGUGUACAUUCCCGAAUGUAAAAAGAGUGGACGUUACAAAGAUAUCCAGUGCUUUGAGAAUAAGGAUAACGCCGUCUGCUGGUGCGUGAGUCCCACGAAUGGUAAACCAAUCCAUGGCACUACUUAUCAUAGCGGACGACCACGGUGCAGAAAGAUACGCAGAACCGCCAAAAUGUUUAAAGGUUGUAGAAUUCAACAUAAACAAACCUUUCUCUACGAAUUUCUGGAAUAUUUGGCCAAUGAAAUGAUUCUUUCAGCCCGAAAUUUAUCUUUUAGCACUACAGGCAGACCAACAGAUGAACAGGCAGCAAGAUGGAAGUUCAAGGAACUCGACCUUAACAAUAACGAGGUUUUAGAACGAAGAAGUAAAGAAUGGAAAACGUUUCGCACUUCCUGGAGACGCUUUAGAAAAUCUAAAAGAAGCCGAAAGAGGUUGAAAAAGUGCUGGAGAAACCUGCUUUGGUACUGCGACAAAAUAGGUAACGACGACAAGAAUAUCAGUUUGGAGGAAUGGCUAAAGUGUAUAGAAGUUAAAAAAGAUGAAAUACGCAAACCAGAUGAUACUCCAAGAGGAAAAAAUCCUUUUGACAGAAUACUGAAACCUCUACAAGUACAUUAGCCCGUUUCUCUGUUCAUUCUUCAGUUUGCUGCCACCAGUGAGUGCAAAACUUCAACUUCAUUCAAAGAGCUACCAAUUCUCUGUGAUCAGUGCCAUCUAGACAAUUCUCUCCAAUUUUUUUUAUAUUAUUAUACUUUGAAAACAACAAAAUAAUGUUAAAUACGUAAAACCUGAAAUAUAAUUUUUAUGUCACAAGUUAUAAAAAAAUAACACUCACCGUAACUUUUUGUUUUUAUACAUUGUCUCUAUCAGCACCAGUACUAGUCGUUGUAGAUCGGGUACAGACUAUCAUCGUCUGCCAGCUCUUAGUGUCAUCUGACGUUCAAUAAUAUAACUUACGAAAUAACAUCUUUAACUAAUAUACUGAACUUUUAUUACGUAUAACUAGUGCUGUGCCUGAACAGACGUGUGAUUUGGGGAAUUGUUGAUUGUAAAAUGAUUUGACAUUUUUCUCGGGACGCACAAGAUGAUUUUAUUUGGAGAUGAAUUUACAAGACACGUGAACCUUGUUAACAUAAUUUUUUUUAAAAAGAAACUCAAAUACUAAAAACAAUUUUUUCUUAAAUUAUCCCAGCAAGUUUAAAAAAUACUUGCAACUGAUAAUCUUUAUUUAGGUUUAAAUAUAAGGUUUAAAAAUUUUGGCUAUGAAAGAUGAAUAGUACCUAAAAUAUUUUCUAGAAACAGCUAAAGAAAAAUAAUA
Limulus polyphemus (Atlantic horseshoe crab) is the source of this 2786-nucleotide messenger RNA. RefSeq names its product SPARC-related modular calcium-binding protein 1-like. The transcript is spliced from 13 exons. Gene Ontology annotation, cellular component: basement membrane. Bases 404 to 2086 code for a protein of 560 amino acids. The record is from RefSeq and is a predicted model, not a curated record. Gene Ontology annotation, biological process: extracellular matrix organization. Gene Ontology annotation, molecular function: extracellular matrix binding; protein binding; heparin binding. Lineage: Eukaryota; Metazoa; Arthropoda; Merostomata; Xiphosura; Limulidae.